This is a messenger RNA of Benincasa hispida (wax gourd), 444 nucleotides long. The record is from RefSeq and is a predicted model, not a curated record. Lineage: Eukaryota; Viridiplantae; Streptophyta; Magnoliopsida; Cucurbitales; Cucurbitaceae.
AUGGAUAUUAUCAGGAGAAUCGAUCCCCUUUUGACUGUACAAGAAUAUGUGGAGCUCGGCAUGUCUGGAAGCACAGGAGAACGUUCUUUUGCUAAUAUUAUCACCAGUAUUCGAUACUGGAUCAUUCAUAGUGGCCAAAUUGGUGUAUUACCAGAUCACGCACCUAUUGCCACAGCUAUAGAUAUAGGUAUUUUAAAAAUACGCCUUACUCCUAAUGACGGAUGGUUAACGAUGGCUCUGAUGGUUGGUUUUGCUAGAAUAGGCAAUAAUGAGGUCACUAUUUUAGUAAAUGAUGCGGAGAAGGCUAGUGACAUUGAUCCACAAAAAGCUCAGCAAACUCUUGAAAUAGCGGAAGCUCAGGGCAAGAGACAAACAAUCGAGGCAAAUUUAGCUCUCAGACGAGCUAGGACACGAGUAGAGGCUAUCAAUGGCGUACCUAGUUAA